Messenger RNA from Wasmannia auropunctata (little fire ant), 2176 nucleotides. It is a transcript of the gene Ak2, whose product is annotated as adenylate kinase. The transcript has 4 exons. The record is from RefSeq and is a predicted model, not a curated record. Bases 258 to 998 code for a protein of 246 amino acids. NCBI's taxonomy places the organism in Eukaryota, Metazoa, Arthropoda, Insecta, Hymenoptera, Formicidae. Gene Ontology annotation, biological process: ADP biosynthetic process. Gene Ontology annotation, molecular function: AMP kinase activity; ATP binding. Gene Ontology annotation, cellular component: cytoplasm; mitochondrion.
GGCCAAAUUCGCACCGACCGACCGCCGACGGGCCGAUUUGCUUACGCACGCACGUCGCGUGCUACGAAAGAGAGGAUGUUCCAGCGAUCCGUCGCGCGCGAUUAUCGCUCGUGGUGAGGUAACGCGCGGUGGUCGUGGUGUCGUCGCGGCUUCCGCUGACGAACGUGGUUCGGCACGUUCAGCAUUCCCGCUGCCGGAGGCUAGUCGCGCGAAUUUUCUUUUCGUACCGUCCCCGGUAAUCGAAACACCCGUAAAAUAUGCCGCCGCAAACGAACGUGGUGCCGCAGGAGAAGCUCGAGACACCGACGAGCGGGAUCAACGCCGUUCUGUUGGGACCGCCCGGCAGCGGCAAGGGCACUCAGGCCCCCCUGUUCAAAGACAGAUACUGCGUGUGUCAUCUGUCCACGGGCGAUAUGCUGAGGGCCGAGGUUAGCUCCGGUUCCGCCCUCGGAGCACGGAUUAAGAAAGUAAUGGACGAGGGCAAGUUGGUCAGCGACGACCUGGUGGUCAGCAUGAUCGAGAACAAUCUAGAGAAACCCGAGUGCAAGCGUGGCUUCCUGCUGGAUGGCUUUCCAAGGAGUGUACCUCAAGCGGAGAAGCUCGACGAAAUGCUUAACAAGAGGAAAACUAACCUCGACGCCGUGAUCGAGUUCGGUAUCGACGACAAGUUAUUGAUCAGAAGAAUCACAGGCAGGCUGAUACAUCCGGCCAGUGGUAGAUCUUACCACGAGGUGUUCGCGCCCCCCAAAGCUCCCAUGAAGGACGACAUCACCGGGGAGCCCUUGAUCAAGAGAUCCGACGACAACGAGGACGCCCUGAAGAAACGACUGGCCACAUAUCACACACAGACUGCACCACUCGUCGACUACUACGCUCUACAGGGAAUCCAUUACUACAUUAACGCGGCCCAGUCUGCCGACAAAGUCUUCAAGGACAUCGAUCAGAUCUUCCUAAAGGCCACCAAGAAGAAGGGCAGCUUCUUCAGCAGAUUUUUCUAGAACACUGCCGACAAGGAAGUACUUUCCACAAUGUUCUGUUUUCUUGAAAUUCCACUCCUAGGCUUUGGUUCUUCUGGAAACACGGGGAUAAUUGUAAACACACGCUGAAACGGCGUUUUUUUUUUUUAAUUGUCUAACAACGCUUGUCUAAUAAGAGCAACUCGCGUCUUGAUGCGAUCCUUGAGUAACGUGGAGCGUCACGUUUUCAAGGAUCACUGUAAAAGAUACGAUUUCGUGGCAAUACGUAAAGCAAAGAUAUGUAGCAGUAUUUUAUAGAGACAGACACCAUAUUCUAGAGAGGUAUAAGGUGCUACUGACCGUGCACGCGAUCUGACGAUGCUAAAGAAUGUAAAAUAAUGUGACGCCUAUUAGCUUUAGUAAAGAGACAGAUACAUUUGUAUAUAGUCGUUGAAAAAUAUUCCGAUUCGUUGUUACCUGCAUAUAUAUUUGCGUCCUGUUUUAUAUUGAAUUAUCGAGAAUUUCAUAUAUCUCGACACAUAUUUUCGUUCUUUCUUCACCGCAAGGGCUGGUCGGAAGUAAAAUAUGCGAAACAACGGCGAGGAACGAGCACGAUGACCAUGCACUAUUUACAAAUGCGCACAUUUUGAUAUUAUGUUACUUUUAUCGUUAAACGCGAUCGAUAUACAUAUAUUUUGAUUUUUAUCUUUGGAGAUUUCGACGAGUAUAGAAUUUUCAUUUUUAUGUUUUUUUUUUGCUGCACCGCCAAUAAUCUCAAAAUCAGAUUAUAAUUUUUAAUUAUGAUAAUAUCUAACUGCCACAAUUAAUAUGUGAGAUUUGUGGACCUACGAUCGUAUUACGCUUCUUCGAUCACGUUGCUGAGAGAAUCAGUAUCGAAAAUGCAAAGAGUAACUAUAUAUAUAAGUACAUAAAAAGAAAACAUUACAAAGUUGGCUUCUGAGAGACACGAUUUAACGAGAGUAUGGACAAAGCGCGAUGCAAGUUGGAGACCUGUUUUACAUAGAGAAAUAAAACAAAUAGAUAUAUUUUUUCUGGCCUAACAUAGUUGUCUAUGUGUGUAUACGAAACAAUUGAAACCCCAGUAUUUUCUGGCCGAGAACUUGGAACAUAUUGAUAUAAUAUGUUAAUAUACAUGUUCUAAGGCCGAGAAAGAGACAAAUGUAAAUCUGUACAAGAAUAAAUCACAUGUGAAAUCUUCA